Fragaria vesca subsp. vesca is the source of this 1645-nucleotide messenger RNA. RefSeq names its product 3-ketodihydrosphingosine reductase-like. The coding region runs from base 325 to 1107 and encodes 260 amino acids. Lineage: Eukaryota; Viridiplantae; Streptophyta; Magnoliopsida; Rosales; Rosaceae. The record is from RefSeq and is a predicted model, not a curated record. The transcript has 3 exons.
AAAGAAAACUUUAUAUAACAAACACCUUUCAUUGCCAUGAUUAAUAGAGCUAGACAGAAACAGGAAGGCCUUGAGAGCAAGAAGAAUUUAUAUAUGCCUCUCACAAAGGAGGCAACAACUCCUAUCCACCAUCGCUUCCUGCUUCCUCUACUCACAUGCUCUCUCAUCACUUUGAUUCAACACUCGAACUCAUAUAGUUCACACACUUGCCUAACCUAACAACCUAACCUAAUCCCUGUGUUGCCUCUAGUCCAGUUCAUAUAUACUUGAAGCACUUUGGAGUUACCUACCUUAGCAUAACUGCAUAGCUGAGCUGCUUCAGCUAUGAUACGCAACAUGGCAAGCUCCGGUACCAGCAGCCGGGGCAUCGCGGCCAUUGUGGGCGUUGGACCAAAUCUAGGUCGGUCAAUCGCCCGCAAGUUCGCCCACGAAGGCUACACGGUGGCCAUUCUUUCCCGUGAUCUUGGCAGACUGUCGAAAUUUGCUGACGAAAUAGCGAGGGAGGAGAAAUCUCAAGUGUUUGCCAUAAGAAUCGACUGCUCUGAGUCUCGCAGCGUGAGGGAGGCCUUUGAGGGUGUUCUUUCUCUUGGCUUUGUUGAGGUGCUGGUCUAUAAUGCUUACCAGCCGGUUUCUUGGAACCCCUCAAAGUUCUCCGACAUUCGGAUCGACUCCCUAGAGAAGUCCCUUGCCGUUUCUUCUGUCGGAGCCUUUCACUGCGCUCAACAGGUUCUUCCUGGUAUGAUUGAAAGGGGAAGGGGGACGAUUUUGUUCACCGGAUGUUCGGCUUCACUUAAAGGCAUUGCUGGCUACUCUGAACUAUGCUGUGGGAAAUUUGCACUGAGAGCGCUAUCACAAUGUUUGUCCAUGGAGUUCCAACCUUAUGGUGUACACAUUGCCCAUGUUAUUGUUGACGGUAUCGUCGGACCGCCUAGGGGCGGCACAUCAUCAAAUUCGAGUUCAAGAAUUGCCGGAGUAGGAAGUGGCGGAGAUGGGUCAUUGGACCCGGACGCGGUGGCUCAAACCUACUGGCACUUGCACAUUCAAGACCGGAGCGCUUGGACCCAAGAAAUCGACCUCCGUCCUUCAAUACCUCCCAGAUAUUGCUAGCUCUUCAAUCAUUCAAAGUCUCCAUGAAUCCACAAAAGGUCCCCAAAUGCUUAAGUUUGUGUAAUUCAUAUCAUCAUUGGUUCAUUAUUAUCAUCAUUACUAGCCCUUCCCCAAUUGCUUUCAUUGCAUCAUUAUUACAAAACAACUUGGCCUACUAGGGUCAUUCCACUGCUCGACUCCAAUUCUCAUCAAUGCCGGCCACCAAUCUUGUCUCCAUUAGCUCGUAAAUGUAUGAAAUUUCUUGUAUAAAUACGAACCAUGUAUAUAUACAAGUAUACAACGUUCAUGAUCUCACAAUCACUUAUCACGUCAUCGACAAGGAAAGCAUACCAGUGAAGGCUCUACCACGACUUUAUCCACAGAGGACCCUCCAAGUAAUCAGUAGUUCAGUACAUGCAUUUAGAAGUUUGCGAGGCUCAGGUCUCAGUCUACCUCGUCAAGUUGCCAAGAAUUCAUCGUCUGGUUAAGAUCAGAGUGGGGCUAGAAUACAUGCAUCAUUGUUCUUCUUUCGUUCAUAUAUUUUCUUUUUCGAUUCUCA